CGUCACUGCAGCGACGGUGGGAGCGACAACACAACAACCCAGGAGGGAAGUCACCCUUCAGACAUCUGGAAAUAUGCGGUCACUCGCCGGUCUGGUUGUUGUUGUGACCGCAGCCAGCUUGUAUCUGUAUUCACUGUCACUGUACCUCCCUCCCGGACCACGGAGACGGACUCAGCCAGGUGCCAAGGCGGAACAUGUGGAGGAGAAAGAGUCCGAGCUGUUGGGUGACACCUCAGAGGAGCCCAGCAGGUUGAAGUUCCCCUCAGAUCUGGAGGAGCUGCGGGAACUGGCUGAGCUCCUGCAGUUUUACAAAACCGAACACACUGGAUAUGUCCUGCUGCUGUUCUGCAGCGCGUAUCUCUACAAGCAGUCAUUUGCUAUCCCUGGAUCAUCACUGCUGAACAUUCUGGCGGGAGCGAUCUUUGGACCAUAUGAGGGGCUGCUGCUGGCCUGUGUGCUGACCACGGUGGGCUCCACCAUGUGUUACCUCCUGUCUCAAGCCUUUGGGAAACAUUACAUCGUGAAUCUCUUCCCAGAGAGAGUCUCCAUGCUGCAGAGGAAGGUGGAGGACAACCGGGACUGUUUGUUCUUCUUCCUGCUCUUCCUCAGAUUUUUUCCCAUGACUCCCAACUGGUUUCUGAACAUGUCUGCGCCCAUCAUCAACAUCCCCAUCAYGUUCUUCUUCUGCUCGGUCUUCAUCGGCCUCCUGCCGUACAACUUCAUCUGCGUGCAGACGGGCGUCAUGCUGUCCGAAGUGUCCUCGCUGGACGAGCUCUUCUCCUGGGAGCGGCUCCUGCAGCUGCUGGCCAUUGCCUGCGUGGCUCUGCUGCCCAGCGCCCUCAUCCGCCGCUUCAGCCAGAGGCGGCUCAAACUGGACGCUCCGUCUCGGAACGGACUCGUCGCGGACAAGAAAGUGCAGUGACUCGUCGCCACACGGAUGGGUUUGUUUUGGUGUUCUGAUGCCUUCUGCUCCAAAGAGCAAACGUAUUAAAAGUGGCGACUUUUCAGGACAACUUUUCACUCUUCAGUGUAAACGUUGGAGUGCUUCUCUCUCCUGUGGCCUCACGGAGACGACAGGAAUCACUCAGAUGAGAUUUAAGUGUUUGGUGUUUUUCAUUUUUUGCCACAACAUGCAGAAAAAACAUAAUUUUCUGUAUGUAAAUAAAGGUAUGAAUGUACAGGAACUGUUAAGGUGAGGAGGGAUUUUAAGGAAGAUGUUUCAGUUUAACCAGCUUGUGUUUAAAGUGCCUCUCGUGCAGUUUUGACCUUUAAAUUCUACCUCUGAAACAUUCAUAUAAAUAAUAAAGAUGACGCUGUAGAUUGUAAAAAACUGGAGGGUUUCAGGUGAUUGUUUUUAUGAGUUUAUAUGAAUGUUAUUUGUUAAUGAAAUAAUGAUUUGUUUGGGAAAUAUAAACUAGUCGGCCAUAGCAUUAGAAAAAAGAGACCUGACUUUUGCAUAAAAGAUACUCGGCAUCAUUAGUCCCAAAGUAAAUCUGGUGAGCAGAUUACAGAAAUCUAGAGUUUUUGGUGUGUGGUUUUAGUGUUUUAGAUCAGGGGUGGUAUUUUCUUUAAAGCCCCCCUUUCUUACAUCCAAGCUAAGUCCAUCCCAUCCAUCUCUCCCAGCGUUUAUUAUUCAAAUGGACUUGUUUUGGUGAUUUUUAUAUUCAAACAAUGCAUUGACAUUUUCACCUCUGAGGAGACAAGGUUAUGGGACCCCCUCCACCUUUCUAUAUGAUGACUGUAGGUUUUUAUUCUAUUUGACAGAUUUAUUUGCUGAUAAAUUUGUUUAAAAAAAGAAUAAGUGUUUAAGUGUAAUUUUUGCCAAAUUUAAUGGUAAAUUUAACUGCUGGUGAACCGACUUGGAUUUCUGUGGUCCGUUCAUCACACCCAAAUUGUUCGCUGUGUUCUUUUUUUGUUUUAGGAAAGUAUUAAAUUCUGAUUCUGUAAAGCUUUAAUAUGACGCAGAAUCCCUCUGCACUUUUUAAGAUCAUGUAUAUACCCAGCGUCAAGUGUUAUUUCAAGUACAGUUUUUAUAUUUGCCUUUUUUUCCCCCUGUGGAAAAGUUGUAAAGCCAUUUUUCAGAUGUAAUGUACUGUGAAUUCACAUUUAUCAGCACAUGAUGACUGCAGAGUCACUCCAUUCUCACAUCAUGUCUAAUGAGAUUAAUGAUGCGCCUUUAUUUUGUAGGAGCUGAAACAUAGAAAUAAACAAACAUGAGCCAUGAUGUAUGUUUUUUUUUCUCAUUUAACCUUUAUUGCUCAGAUCCAUGUUGCUCAGCAAUACAGUUCACUCAUCAAAACAACAGUUGGGCUGCUACCAGAGAGACACUGAUCCGUGUUCUGUUGGACCACGUGUCCGACCAGCUCAGUCACUGAUUACCUUCAGGUGUUUGGAGCCUUUUGGCCUGUGGGUAAUGUAGGACUUUAGGGUUUUAACUUACUGUGGAAACAAAAGGAAUCUCCCAAAUGGUGAAAUGCAGUUACUAUAACUGGAUCCAGGUAAGACCACAAUUCAGAGAUUAGUGCUAGUUUGAAGAGCAGUACAAACCGGACCACCUGCAUAAAUUUCAUGCAAUGCUGUGCAUUUAACAAGAUAAAAAGAAAAAAAAAGACACUGCAGUAGUUCUGCAUAUAUUGGACCAGAUUAAAUCCUUUGACGCCUGAUUCGUACUUAGAAUCACCUCUGGUUUUUCCCAAAAGCAGAUCAAUUUUUUUACAUGAAAGUUUUGUUUUCAGGCCUGUUUUAUUUCAAACUUGUCAAAAAGCCUUUUAAUGCUUUGCAUUUCCCUCCCAUUUCAGUUCCAAUACCUGUUCAAAGUCCUAGCUAGGAUAUUUUUUUCUACCACAGUUUAAUAACUAGUAUUACUGGUUGUGAUCUAGUGAAUAUUAUGAAAUUCAAUCUACUGCUCCAGACUAUACCGUUUAAUCCGUGUAAAUGGCGAGAAAACCAGACAAAAAGGAAGCCAUAGCUAUUCAAACACUGUAUGAUAUAACUAACAGUGUGCACGCUCAGUGAUGUGUGCAGUUGUGAUUUUCUGAUACUGAAAAUUAAUGCCUAACAACACCCCACAAAACCAAAAAAAAAAAAAAAAAAAUACCAAUCCUUAUGAAU
This is a messenger RNA of Austrofundulus limnaeus, 3111 nucleotides long. RefSeq names its product transmembrane protein 41A-A. The record is from RefSeq and is a predicted model, not a curated record. The coding region runs from base 74 to 922 and encodes 282 amino acids. Lineage: Eukaryota; Metazoa; Chordata; Actinopteri; Cyprinodontiformes; Rivulidae. The transcript is spliced from 5 exons.